Molecule: messenger RNA, 3620 nt
Organism: Dermacentor andersoni
Lineage: Eukaryota; Metazoa; Arthropoda; Arachnida; Ixodida; Ixodidae
Source: RefSeq, a predicted model, not a curated record
UCAGCAUGCUUUCUUGCUUUCUCUUCAAGUCGCCGCUAACGAAUCUGCCCUAGUUGUUCUAGCGUCCCGGCGGCGGCGCAGGAUGUGGGGAGAAGCCAGCUAUGGAGGCAGGAGCGAGCACUCCGGCGCUUCGAAUCAGUUUGUUUCUAACGAGGGCUGCGCAGCCCUACUGGGUGCACUUUGCUCUGUGAUUGUGUGGCUCAAAUGUGUGUGGUGGCGUCCCGGCUUUGUGUGGGGACGAGAGAAAAAGGUAUAUACGACGUGCUGUUUUUCUUGCACUUAGUGGAUGUUUGUGAUCGUUCUUUCGAAACCUACCGUUGCCCUGCGAGCUGCGCAGUAAACCGUCGUAGGCUAUCCUGAUCUGUUCGCUACGUCGACUCUUCAGAUUUCAAACUAUUUCUUUUCGUGUUUGGGCCAUCUUAGCAUAAUAAACGUUAUUCAAAAGCGCAGACGGCAUUAAAAACUUGACAAUCAGGAAAGAGGUGUCGAGCUUGUUCGCCACGGAUGUUUUGCUUUAGGUUGAGGAGGCCGCAGCUGGCCAUUUUGCGCGAAGUCAGGUCGAAUACAGUGAUAAGGUGCACUUUUAAAAGUUUCGUAUCUGUAUGCUGUUUCUGUGAACUUAAUCAAAAAAAAAUUACUGCGAGCUUUUUAGCAUCGGCGUGUCGGUAUUUUUGUACCGAAGGAUGCUUGUCACACCACACGGCGGUGACUGUUCGAAUGACGUUUGCCGAGUGUAAAGCCGAUCGUUGUGUUCUAGCGCAGCAGUGGAGAUUAUCGCUCUCAUUUUCGUGUUGUACUUAGCCUUCAGUCGUGUUAGUGCAACAGGCGCGCCAGUAGUUGAAAAGGCGCAUGGCCAGCUUGCUGUAGUGAAGCGCGACCUUGUAGGUGAGGGAGCGUCCUUGUAAGCCGAGGCCCAGCUUCCGUGCAUGAGCAUAACAAAUCAGAAUUGUCAAUACUCAAACAAGUCGUGCAGCAGACAGAGGCACCAAAAAUUCCAGCAUGACCCACACGAUGUAGCAUCAAAGUAACAGAAUUCAGUUUGGGGGCCCUUGUUGGUACGAUGCAAGAGGCUACUUGCACAGCAUCCAUGAAUACGAGCCGAAGCCUGGAGCAGCGCUUCAGUACAUUGCCUCACUCACAGAAGAAGAGAAAGCCUUGGAAGAGCUGUGUGAAGAGGAGCGGUUCCUUGCACUCUUCAGGGACCUCCAUGAGGAAUCGAUCUACCAAGAGGAAGAGCUCAAGCGCCUCAACGUUGCCAUGAAUGCGGAUGGCACCUACAAGGAGACUGCCUUCUCUUACGACUCGGAGAACUCUGCCCUGGAAUCGCAAGGUGCGCAAGAUGAUAUUGAGGUACCCUUCAAGGCACCCAAGGGCCUUCACAUUCCAGUGUCAGUACCUACACCCCCCACCAUGAAGUUGCACGCCAUCAUUGAGAAGACAGCCCUGUUUGUGUCUCAGCAUGGGGCCCAGAUGGAGAUCCUGGUGAAGACGAAGCAAGCGGGGAACUCCCAGUUCAGCUUUCUUUCCUUCGACCACCCACUUAACGUCUACUACCGCUUCCUUGUCGAGCAGAUCAAGUGCGGCACCUACAUUCCCGUUGAGGAGUCAACUGGCAAUGAGGAGUCUGACGAUGAAGACGACCACUACCUGCACCCAAGCUUGUUUGCCACAUCAGCGCCGGCUGUGCCAGUUGCUGUUUCCAAGGUGUUUCUAUCCAAGGAAGGGGAGGAGAAUGCGUACUCACAGCUGAUCAAAAACCUCAAGCCGCAGCUGGACAGCCCCUCCGGGGGCGCCUCACCAUGCCCUCCUCAGGAAGCGGCCAAUCACGGCUCGGCGUAUGGCUACACUGACGGUGCAGGCUACGAAGGUUACGGAGCACCUGAAGACUGUUCAGUGCCGCCUCCACCUCCAGGCCUGGAACCCAUUCUACUGCCAUCACAAGCUGUGCUCACGGGCUAUGCGAUACCGCCACCCCCAGAUGUCCAACCGAUCAUCGACAAGAUGGCUGUCUAUGUUGCCAAGAACGGCGAGGACUUCGAGACCAUCGUCAAGAGCAAAGGUGACAAGCGCUUUGAGUUCCUGCUGCCCGACCACGAGUACCACCAGUACUAUCUGCACAAGAAGCAGACAUACCUCAGUGAGCGAGCUCAGCAGCAACAAGAGGAGCAGCAACAGUCCCAAGAGCCGGGUGACGCUCAGACUGAGUCGGAGGACAAGCCCAAGCCAGCUGAGAAUGAUGAGGAGACCGAGUCUGUUGCUGAUGCCGCGGAAUCAACCGAGGAGCACUAUGACGUGGUGGGCCCCAAGUUGGAGAAUGGGCUCAGCGUGGGAGAUGAUGGCAGCGUGGCAGAGUCCCAGUCGGACUCUCCCUUCUCGAACAUCGACAGCAAUGACACGAAUUCCCAGCCAGCGCUGGUGACUCCCAGUGACAGACUUUACAACAAAGGUCCUGUGAGUUUUACACUGAAGCUUAAGGAUUUGGAGGGAAAGGAUAAGAAGCGGUUGCCACUUCAUGCUGAUGAAUCGGACUCGGAAGGGCCAGCUGAAGCUACAGCCCCAGCUGCACCAGCGGCACCGACUGCCACUACACCCACUGAGGAGUCAGCGAAGGUGGUGGAGAAAGCUGUCAGGGAUAAGAAUGCAGAGGGUGCAUCAUCGAAGGACCGGCUCUCCCCAGCUCGACAGCUGCAGAUGGAGCGCAAGAAACGCCUUGCGAAAUUUCUCAGCAUGAUCAAGGACUCACAAGGUGUCAGUGCCGCGGGCUCUACCUCGGCAACGUCAGCUAGACAUCAGCACGAUGGCUCCAAAGGUUCCAGUGGCACUUCUACGCCUAAGGAACCCGCAAGCAGGCUUGCGGAUGUUUCACGAGCUCCGACCGACUCGCUUCCUGCUUCGCCUGCCACUAACACUGCGCGGGAGCGGAGCAAUGACAGGGCUGCUUCACCGGAGGGAAUUUCUCCACGGCACAGGUUGCACAAAUCGUCGUCCAAGUCACGCCAUCGAUCACGAUCCCCCACCAGGCAUCGUCACCGCCACCACCGUCAUGGCAGGGAUGCCUCCCGGUCGCAGUCACGGGAAAGACACCAUCGCAAACAUCACCGGUCGCCACGGCAAGGAGCAUCUAAAAGGUCACAUAGUAAAAGCCCAUCGCCAGUGAGAAGAUCCAAAGCUAGGAGAUCAAGGUCAAGAAGUCCAGUAAGAAGAAAGUAGGAAAUAUUGUAGAAAUCUUGUACAGUAGUCCCAUGGUUGUAAAUAAUACAUUUGCAAGCUAGCUAGUAUUUGCAUUGUUCAUUGUUUCAUUUGCUUAACAUGUGUGGUGACAAUUGGGAGCAAGAGAAUCAUGGGGCCCUGCAGUCUGGCUUGUAGUAUUUACUUGGUAACGUUCAAAGCCUGUUAAAACUGUAGUCUUGUAAAAGUCCUGGCUUUCCCAUGUGCUUCUGAAAUGUUAAGUUUAUUGUAAUUGGACCCAAAACUGCCUUUUGAUAUGGGUUCUGUCUCACUUCUAGCUUAAAAAUGGAGCAAACAAUGAUUGGCUAAUGAUAAAGGCCAAGAACUAUUAGUGUGUGGAUUCUUUGAAUUUCUGCAUCAUGAAUGUUGGCCAAUAAAGUAUGUUUGUGAAA